AUGGAUCUUGAUGAGUGGGAGUACCUCCCUGAUGAUGGGUUUCUUGAUUUCCAUGAAGAGAGAGAAGAGAAAAGGAUUUUCUCAAGCAAGGCAUAUUCUGAUUCCAAAAGCGUUUUCAACAUGAACUACUUCAUAAUCCCAUCACCCAAUUCAAGAAAACUCAUCGAGACACCACCACCAAUUCCACCACAGGGGUUUAUUAAUUCAAGGGUGCCUAAUCAGCUUGUGCCUGUUCCAAUUCAAUUGGAGCUACCUCCAAGCUUUGUCAAGGCCUCAGAAGAAGAAGAACAAGUCCCUGCUGCUAGGGUUCUAGUUGAUGAGAAGACUAAUUAUAAAGCAAAAGCUUUAGAAGCUGAUGAUCAAGACACACAACUCUCCCAAGUCUACUUCAAGAAAACUUGGGAAAAUGAAUUUGCCGACAUGAAAAUGGACUCACCGAAGUCUCCUACCUGCAGAUCACCAAGAUUUAUGCAGCAUCAAACUACUGAUGCUGCUGCUUCUAUUGAGAGCAAGAUCACCUCUCCUAGAAUGAAAAUUGGUGAGAAAAACAACUUGUUCGAAUCAGAAGACACCAAGAAGGAGGAGAAGGAGGAGGAUGAUGAUUUGGUCAAGAAUGGUAGGGAUCAUAACAGGAACAACAUCUGGAAGCUGAGCUUAACUGGGAUUGGAGCUAUUUGCUCUUUUGGUUUUGCUGCUGCUACUAUUUGUGUUCUGUUUUUCGGUACGCACCAGAGAAACAAACAGUAUCAACAGAACCAGAAUCGCUACCAGAUCUACACUGAUGACAACAAGAGGAUUAAGCAGGCAGUUGAGCAUGCAACCAAAUUCAAUGAAGCAUUUUCAGCGGUUAGAGGGGUACCCAUCACCAGAGCUCAUGUCACAUUUGGUGGUCACUAUAAUGGUCUAUGA
Prunus armeniaca (apricot) is the source of this 909-nucleotide messenger RNA. The record is from the annotation of a GenBank genome assembly. NCBI's taxonomy places the organism in Eukaryota, Viridiplantae, Streptophyta, Magnoliopsida, Rosales, Rosaceae.